AGACCAGAAAACUGAAGACGCUUUUCACGAAUAGUGACUGGAGAUUGUGGGCAAAGGAAGGGCGGAAGAGACGUGUAAAAUGCGCGUCUAAUAGCAGAGGGAAGGAUGGAGGAGUAUGAAGGGAUGGAUGCAGUGCUGAGCUACUUGCAGGAGGUGGAGUGGAAGGCUGAGGAUGUGCUGGUGGACAGAAGGCAGAUCGUAGACCUGGACAUCAAGAGGAACCAGAAUAGAGAGGCUUUGAGGGCUCUGAGCACAGACACCGAUAAAUCAGAGAUGGUGACUGUCUGCUUUGGCUGUAUGUUCAUAAAUCUGCCAAAAAACAAAACCAAGGAGAUGAUUCAGCGAGAUCAGGAGCAGCUGGACAAGGAAAUUAAUACACUUCGCUCCCAACUGAAAGGAAAAGUAAACCAGCUAUAUGAAGCACAAGGAAAACCUGAACUGAAAGGUUUCCACCUGACUGCGCUGGACCCGGACGAAAUGAAAGCAAUGAAUAAAGUGCUGAACGAAUAACAGAGAAUGCUGCACAGUUUAUAUGUAGUUAAUAUUUAUAGAACUGUG
Nanorana parkeri is the source of this 558-nucleotide messenger RNA. It is a transcript of the gene PDRG1, whose product is annotated as p53 and DNA damage regulated 1. The coding region runs from base 106 to 510 and encodes 134 amino acids. The record is from RefSeq and is a predicted model, not a curated record. The transcript is spliced from 5 exons. NCBI's taxonomy places the organism in Eukaryota, Metazoa, Chordata, Amphibia, Anura, Dicroglossidae.